Molecule: messenger RNA, 2239 nt
Organism: Juglans microcarpa x Juglans regia
Lineage: Eukaryota; Viridiplantae; Streptophyta; Magnoliopsida; Fagales; Juglandaceae
Product: sulfite exporter TauE/SafE family protein 3-like
Exons: 12
Coding region: 546-1976 (476 amino acids)
Biological process (GO): protein ubiquitination
Cellular component (GO): Cul4A-RING E3 ubiquitin ligase complex; membrane
Source: RefSeq, a predicted model, not a curated record
CAUAAUCGUAAAGAAAAUGGCUGCAACAAUAAAACAGAGACCCUUCAUUCUCUCACGGAGGGGUUUGUGUCGUUUGACUUACUACACCAGGUUCGCGUGUCGUCUCCGGAAAUCCAUGUAAACGGCCAAACAGGUAAAGUCAUGUGAGCCUGCUUUUAGAAAAACUGCGAAAGUAGCAGUAGCUGCUUUCCUCAAUCUUGAUUCUUGAAGGGCUUUUCUUCGACUACUGAGCCUAGAAAACUUCCAGCGACGUUGAAGUACAUGAUGGAUACAGGAGAGAUAAGCGACUGAAUGAGGAAAUUCGCUCCUACUGUUUCAAGGAACUUGCUGCGUUACUAAUUGUAUCAGCAGUGUAAACUCUUCAGUUUUCAAUGGAAAUUCAUGGUGAAUAUGGUCACUCUGUUUUAACUAGUUGAGUCAGACAGACUAGCUACUUGGCGUGCUUUCACUUUCUCGGUCUUGUGCUUUAACUGUGCUGCAAGUGGAGAAAAGCUGUAUAUAAAAAGUUUAAUGUUUUGAGGGAGAGUAAGAAGGAACUGAUAUAUAUGAUGGCUGGGACUGACUCAGAAAGAUGGGGAUCAAGACUGAUUGGAGUGGUUGCGAUUGCUUUUCUUGUCAUGGUCUCGGUUCAUUUUUGGGGAAAAGAAAUAUUAGAUCAGAAAGUGAAUGAAGUGGUUGAAUCUCGUUAUUUAACGAGAAUAUCAAACUCCCAAGCGCAGACUGGUCGAUUUGGUCAUGAGCAUGUUUGGCCGGAAAUGAAAUUUGGCUGGAAAAUUGCGGUGGGUACAAUAAUUGGGUUCUUAGGGGCAGCUUUUGGGAGCGUGGGAGGAGUUGGUGGGGGUGGAAUUUUUGUUCCAAUGUUGACCCUGAUUAUUGGGUUUGAUCAGAAAUCAUCGACGGCUAUGUCAAAAUGUAUGAUCAUGGGUGGAGCAUGUGCAACUGUUUUCUACAAUUUAAGGCAAAGGCAUCCUACCCUUGAGCUGCCAGUCAUUGACUAUGACCUGGCACUUCUAUUUCAACCAAUGCUGGUACUGGGAAUCAGUAUUGGAGUUACUUUCAAUGUGAUUUUUGCUGAGUGGAUGAUCACGGUCUUGUUAAUUAUUAUCUUCCUAGUUAUGUCAACUAAGGCAUUCCUCAAAGGUGUUGAAACGUGGAAAAAGGAAACAGUAGCUAAAAAGGAGGCCGCUCAACGCUUGCAAUCAAAUGGUAUUGCUAAUGAAGAGGUCGAACCCAGACCACUACCCGAAAGGCCAACUGAUGGCUCUCGUGCAGAAGAAACGAAGGACUCUAAAAGAUCAAGGGUCUCUGUCCUUGAGAAUGUUUACUGGAGGGAACUAGGAAUUCUUGUUGCAGUCUGGGCCAUAAUCCUUGCAUUGCAGAUUGCCAAGAAUUACACAGAAACUUGUUCAGCAGCAUAUUGGGUAUUAAACCUGUUGCAGAUCCCUGUGGCUGCUGGAGUGUCUUUAUAUGAGUCUGUUAGCCUGUACAGAGGGCGAAGAGUGAUUGCAUCCAAGGGAGAAGCAAGCACAAAUUGGAGGGUGCACCAGCUGGUUUUUUAUUGUGCAGGUGGCAUUGUAGCUGGUAUAGUUGGUGGGUUGCUAGGUCUUGGUGGAGGAUUCGUUUUGGGUCCACUUUUUCUGGAGAUGGGAAUCCCUCCUCAGGUGUCAAGUGCCACAGCCACAUUCGCCAUGGCAUUUUCCUCAUCCCUGUCUGUCGUUGAAUACUACCUUCUAAAACGCUUCCCAGUUCCUUAUGCUAUCUACUUUUGUGUCGUGGCGAUCAUUGCUGCUCUUGUUGGACAACACGUGGUAACAAAGGUGAUUGCCGUAUUAGGUAGAGCGUCGUUAAUCAUCUUCAUUCUGGCUGCUACAAUUUUUGUGAGUGCAAUAUCACUAGGUGGGGUUGGCAUUGCACGCAUGGUUGAAAAGAUUGAACACAAGGAGUACUUGGGAUUUGAAAGCCUAUGUAUAUAUUAAACUUAAGUCUUCAAAGUUUUUCCAUUGGCCUUUUCAAUCUCGAUCUUUCUGGAGAUAGCUACUUAGCUUCUAACUUCUCAUACUUAGAAACCAAAUUCUUUGGUCCCUGAGGUGACAAAUAGAUCAUCAGAACAUAACAAAAUAUAGGCUUCAUUCUUGUGCUAAAUGGUGCCCCUUUCUGCACCCACUAAACUGGUGCUGAAAUUGUUCUGUAAGACAGACAAUUGAACUUUUUUCAAGUGUUUAGGCACCAGCCCCCCUCA